AUGAGCUCGUCCUCCGUCCAAGUCCCGCGUCCGCCCUCAAGCACGGGCAAAGAUGUCGCUCCCUCCGGCUCAAACCCAGGCUCCCUGGGCUUCGAUAUCGUCCGUUGUUCACGGUGCCAACGCUCUAUGAGCCUCGAGAGCGAAUCCACACCCGGGGUUGUUCGAUUCGGAAUGAACUCGUAUUACUGCAGUCGCUGUGCCUCCAUGGUGGGCUUCAUCCGCUGA
Molecule: messenger RNA, 225 nt
Organism: Aspergillus versicolor CBS 583.65
Lineage: Eukaryota; Fungi; Ascomycota; Eurotiomycetes; Eurotiales; Aspergillaceae
Exons: 1
Coding region: 1-225 (74 amino acids)
Source: RefSeq, a predicted model, not a curated record